UCGUGCUGUCGAGCACUUUCGAUGGAUGUAGCGGGCAGAAAGAUGCUGUGUCGCUCCCUGGCACUAUAUUUAGCAGCCAGACCUGCUAACCCAGGGCUGCAUCUCGGCCUCGCACGCUGCAGUAUUCACCCUCCCCGAUGUCGGGGUUCCGCGACACUGCUGCAGAAGGCAGACCCACUUAUUCAACGCUACAGAACUCGACUAGCUAAUUCGUUUGCCGUCUGCACAUGCAGCGUCGCUCGGCUCCCCCUAAAUCGCUCGCUCAAUAGGCUACUCUCUUUCAGUGGAGGUUAUAAAGAAGACGAUAGAGGAGGAGGUAGUGAAGGAGGCGUGGUAAUGGUUCUGGGAGCUGGGCUGCUGCUCUGUGCGGCUGGAAUUGAAGAUAGGGAGAGAGAGUUUGUGAUAGCUGCAAAGGAUGGAGACCUUGAUGCACUACAAAGACUAAUGGAAGGAGGUGUGGAUGUGAAUAGUCGGCAUCCUCUGGGCUGGAAUGCCGUCCACUCUGCAGUCAUCAACAGGCAACACGGAGUGGUUGAGUUCCUACUGCGCAAAGGUGCAGAUGUCAAUGCAGAGGAUGAGUUUUCAAGUGCACGGCGCAUGGCCAGUAGACUGCGCAUCUCUCCUGCCAGAGUGGCCGCAGUGAGGGAUCAUGAGUUCAGCUCUUACAUCAACCACUUCGUCAGCUAUUCCGGAUUCACUCCUCUGCACUAUGCAGUCAUUAGCGAUGACAUCGCCAUAAUUCGUCUCCUACUGAGCCACGGAGCUGACCCUACUGUGGAGGACAGGAGGGGGUUGACCCCUGUUGAUUAUUGCACUAAUGAGGAUGUUAGGAUACUGCUUAAAGAUCACGCAGCGCAAGUGGAGUCUCGGAGGCUGGAGGCCCAGUUGGAGGAGAGAAAGAGGUUCCCUCUGGAGCAGAGACUAAGAGAGAGAAUAGUUGGUCAGGAUGGUGCCAUCACUACCACUGCUGCUGCUAUUAGAAGGCGAGAGUUGGGCUGGGCUGACGAUGAUCAUCCACUGGUAUUUCUCUUUCUUGGGUCCUCGGGAAUUGGUAAAACGGAAUUGGCCAAGCAGAUUGCUCACUACAUGCACAAAGACAAUUCAAAAGGAUUCAUCAGAUUGGAUAUGUCAGAGUAUCAAGAGAAACAUGAAGUUGCGAAGUUGAUAGGGUCUCCUCCAGGCUACGUGGGUCACGACCAGGGAGGUCAGCUGACCGAGAGACUCAGAGAGUGUCCUGCUGCUGUGGUCUUGUUUGACGAAGUGGACAAGGCCCAUCCAGACGUCCUCACCACCCUCCUACAGCUCUUUGAUGAGGGACGUCUCACUGACGGUCAGGGUAAGACCGUACACUGCAAACAGGCCAUAUUCGUGAUGACCUCCAACCUGGCGAGUGAUGAGAUUGCCAGCCACGCACUACAACUGAGACGAGAGGCAGCUCAGGCAGCUCAGGACUAUCACCACAGCCAGACUGAGCCGGAAGAACACAUUGAGAUAUCCAGAGAUUUCAAGGAACGAGUAGUGGAGCCCAUUCUAAAGAGUCACUUCAAAAGAGAUGAGUUUCUCGGCCGUAUCAAUGAGAUGGUCUACUUUCUGCCGUUCUCUCGGUCAGAGCUGAACCAACUGGUGGAAAAGGAGCUCAGGACAUGGCAGACCAGGGUAGGCAGACUGGGGGCACAGCGUCACUCUGUCUGUCUGUUGGCAUCAGGCCGAGAAGAGGCAUUCAAUCCAGCUCUCCUGGGACAGAGAAGUUCUGGAUAUACUAGCCGAUGGAUACAACGUCAAGUAUGGGGCUAGAUCCAUUCAACACGAGGUGGAGAGACGUGUGGUGAAUCAACUUGCUUCGGCGUUUGAGCAGGGUAUGAUCACUAGAGGCAGUUGCGUGAGGUUGGCAGCAGGAGGAGGGGAGGGGGACGGAGUCAGUGUCAAGCUGGUGGUGACGGAGAAAGACUCAACUACAGGGAGAAAAGUUGAUGUGGGACCAGUCCUCUUCCCACUGAGUACUCUAUAUAUAGUGUAGUGAAAAACUUAGGACAAGCGGGUUGGGUUCAAAAUAAUUGACACAAGUAUGUAUUAUGUAUGGCCUGCGCGGACUAUGCCUUUCAUCAUCUCUUUCUCAACUGUGACUGAGUCUGACUUCCAACUAAUCUCAAUAAUGCGUAUAUGAACGAAGUAGUUACUUCAGGGCUACGUCAUUGGGUACUACACAUGGGUAAUUUCUGCUCCAGGGUAGAAUGCACUCGAAGCAUGCAAGAGUCUGUGUUACUGUGAACCUGCCCUUAAUAGUUCAAAUGUUCAGUAGAUUCAAAUAUUGUUUGAUGAAUAAAAUCACAAAAUCCAUUGCGAGGGUUCUAUAACAAUGAUGCAUAUUGAGAUACCCAUAAUUGCAAUUAGUUAGUACAAAAAAGAAGUGGGUUAAUUGGUUGGCAACGUUCUGCCUCAGUGUGUGUUGGGAGGUUGUGCUGUCUGUGGAGUCUGCUGAGAAGAUGGCGGAGAUGAGUCAUGUGUCGUGGCAGACCCACUUGUUGAUGGAGGCUGCUGCAUUGGACCAGAUCUUGCACCUGGUGGCAGAAACGAAGGGGCAGUAGCCCCCGGCCAAUACGAUGGGUAUUGCAUUGUGUUUAGUCUGGGAAGAGAGGGGUUAGGAUUGGCACCAGUUGUACCGUACGUUCUCAAGUGGUAGAGAUAUGGGAGGACGAGAGGGUUGAUUCCGCCGUAGUGUGAGGAUGGCGACUGCUGGAGCAGGGACAUGUACUGGAGCAUGGCUGCCUGUGGCUGGGCAAAGUUGGGGAGUGUUGCCAUCUGCGAGAGUGGGGGGAGGGGUACGCUCGACCCACCUGCUACUGUGGCUGCUAAGGUGGAGGAGGGGGUGAGGGAAAAGGUGGAAGCAGGCUGGGGUGGGGGAACGGGGGUUGCAGAGAGAGCGGUGGAGAUGGGCUGAGUCUGGGGAAGAGAGGGGGCUGUAGACAAUGGUGGAGGUAGCUGGCUGUGUGAGGUAGGUGGGAGAGGUUCUACAGAGGAAGUGGAGGUGGAGAAAGGGAAGCGCGCCAACUGCGCAGAUAGUGGAGCGAGACUAGCAGAGGUGUGUGGAGCAAGGUAGGCAAGGUGCGGCGGAAGAGGCUGCAGUGUACUGUAGGGUGCAGUAACAGGAGGAACCAGUGAGGGGGUGGGCUUCAAUUGGGAAGGUAACUGAGGUGGCAGGGAAGGCAUGAAUUCUGGGAGGACAGGAUUAGACGUGGCGGGGUUUAUCUGGUGACUGGGUUGGAUUGGGGGAAAUCCUGGUGUUGCAGUCACGUCAAUGGGUAGAUCCUCUGUCUCUCCCACUGAAACAACAGGAGGAGGACUAAGUUUGGGCUGGUGGACAGCAGCUUCUGGUGCUGUUUGUAGUGGCGUAGCAACUGCAGUUUGUCUGGUAGGCUCAGGGGAAGGAGUAAGGAUGUCCUGGUGCAGCUUGGAUCGCGUGAGUUGCGCAAUAGGGAGCGAGACAAUGAGAGGACUGGCUCGAAAUUGCCUUGGUGACAGCUCAUCGGUCACAUUGAUCUCAGGUGAAGUCUGCUCAUCUCUGAGACGUGGCGAGGAACCUGGCGUGUGUUCUUUCGACGAUCCCUUGGCCUUAGAGCUGUUUCUGGUGACCGGUCCCCUCUCUGGUUCUUCCUCACUCGAUUCGCUCUCGUCAAACUCCUCUACGUCUGAAGCCUCGUGUAGCAGUCCCAGCGGAGCCUUCUCUGCCUCAGACUGGAUGCACGCCUGUGCACCACGCGUGUUGUACCUCUCUCUUCCUUGUGGUUCCUUCGCAAUCUUCUCCUCAGUAGGGGCGUCGGUGGACAAGGCAGGUUUUGUGGGGGUUUCGGCGGAAGAGGAUUCUGAACUGCUGUCAGAGUUUUCCGAGUCGCUCCCGGAGCUUUCGGAGUCAGAUUCGGAGUACUCCAAUCUCGCUGGAGGCCGGAGUCUCUCGGGGGAGACUAGUA
Messenger RNA from Geodia barretti, 3965 nucleotides. NCBI's taxonomy places the organism in Eukaryota, Metazoa, Porifera, Demospongiae, Tetractinellida, Geodiidae. The record is from the annotation of a GenBank genome assembly.